UAUCUAUUCGUCCUAUCAUUAAGUACCAAAAUAUUGUUAUCAAAACCGUAUAUUCCUAUGCUGCAGCCGUCUGCGGUCUGUAUGCAGUUUACACGUGAGAUUAAAGGUAUUUGAUUAUUAUACUACUUAUUAGAUCUCUGCGUGGAUUUUAAUAUCAAUUUUUACAUUAAUUCUCGGAAUUCUAUAAUCUCAAUCUCGAGUCCUCUGAAUUUCAAAUAAAAAAAAAUCGUAUCUAAUGUCGAUGCGUUUGGCUAUUCUGGGAGACGUUUAACUAGGUGUUGGUUUGUAAUGUGGAAAAAAUGCCUGAAAACUUACGGUUCGCCGGAACACAUCAAAUCAUAUCUAUUCGACCCCUCGUUUACGUCGUCGAUAAAAUGGAUUGUUAUGGCCAUCGAAUUUGUGUUAAAUAUUUACGUUAUUCAAACAGUCAGAUACACCGAAAUCGACUGGAAAGCAUACAUGCAAGAAGUAGAAGGCGUUGUGGUCAACGGUACAUUUGAUUACGGCGAACUCAAAGGCGAUACAGGUCCGCUAGUUUACCCAGCUGGGUUUGUUUAUAUAUUCUCGGUGCUAUAUUAUUUAACCGGUUACGGUAAGAAUAUUGUGACAGGUCAGUACAUAUUCAUGGCUUUCUAUUUAAUAAACAUUUACUUGGUGUUCAAAAUUCACGAACGCAGCAAAAAAGUGCCUCCUUUUGUGAUAGUAUUACAGUGUUUCUCUUCAUAUCGUAUUCAUUCUAUUUAUGUGUUGCGUCUAUUUAACGAUCCCAUUGCAGUUAUCCUAUUAUACUUAUCAGUUUACAUGUUUUUAAAGAACAAAUGGACAAUUGGUAGUAUUUUAUACAGCCUAGCAGUUUCGAUCAAAAUGAAUAUUUUACUUUACUCGCCUGCACUUUUAACAGCAUAUAUAACUAAAUUUGGAGCCUAUGGAACUAUUAAACAUAUAACAUACUGCGCUGCUGUACAGCUAAUAUUGGGUUUACCAUUUUUAAUCAGCAACCCAAAAAAUUAUAUUAAAGGUGCAUUUGAUUUGUCCAGAGUUUUUAUGUACAAAUGGUCUGUCAACUGGAAAUUUAUUCCACCCAACAUAUUUGUUAGUGGAUAUUUCCACGUACUUUUGCUAGCAAUCCAUAUAACAGUAUUGCUGUGUUUUACGGCAACAUGGAUAAAAUAUUUGAACUCGUAUGCAAAAAUGAAGCAAAUUGAACACGACUUGAAACCACAGUUGAAGAAAAAAAAGAUCAACAUCAAUAUGGAUAUAAGUGCUAAUCUGUUUCUUCUGCCAAUGUUUUCUGCAAAUUUCAUUGGAAUAAUGUUCAGUCGAUCGCUACAUUAUCAAUUCUACGUAUGGUAUUAUCACACACUGCCGUUUUUGUUAUGGUCAACGCCAUAUGGCAAUAAAUUUAGGUUAAUAGUACUCGGAUUGAUAGAAAUCUGCUGGAAUACAUACCCAGCUACAGCAUUUAGUAGUGCUUUGUUACACGUUUGCCAUUGUAUUAUCUUAUAUGGAUUACAUAGGUACAGAUACAGGUACGGAUCAAUAAAGAAAAGAUAAAAAAAUAUAUAUAAUUUAAAAAAAAAACUUUUUAAUUUUUUUCAUUGUUCUCGAUUUUAAGCCUUCCUUUUUUUGUAUAAUGUUUGAUUCUGUUUUCUAAACUCUCUAAAACAAAUACAAACAUAUAUUAGUUAUAACUUUAAAUAUAUAUAAGUUAUAUUUAGUAAUGUAAAACAUUUUUUCAAUUUAUUAUUCAUGGAUAAUAUUUUAUCAAAAUAUUGCUAAAUAUUGUUAUAUUAUAAAUCAAAAAUGUAUAAGAUGCUUUUUUAUAUAGAAGAUUUUUUUUUGUUCAAUAAUAUAACAAGUAACUGUUUUAAAAACAUUUAUAUUUUCUUCCAUAUAUUUUAUUCACGUUUUAGUUAUAGUUUUUUAAAGUGUAAAAAUAGUUUGAUUUAUUGACUGAUAAUAUUAGAUAAAAAACAAUUAUACUCAAACAAUUUUUUUUAGCAAAAUUGUAUAUAUUUAUAGUUAAAAUGUUAAAAUUACCACUAGCAGGCCGCUUCAUAAGAGGUUGGUAUAUUUUAGAUUUUACACCUUGUAAUAAGCAAUCACUUUGUUUGUUAAUAGAGUCAGGAACUAGAUCUUCAAUAUUUUUUAACAUUUCACCCAGCAUAGUCGUUCUGAAAUAAAUUGUUAACAAUAACGAAUACAUUUUUUUAUAAUUAAUUGUGAGGUAGUAAAUACAAAAUAAGUAUAUGUCUUAUAAUGACCAAAAUUAAGUUAGUUUUAAGUAAAAAUCUCAUUACCUAUUUAAUUGAAUUAUUUUGGAAUUUGGACUAUAGAACAACAUUUAAACUUAUUUUUAACAUAGCAUUGAAAAAUCUUGUAG
This is a messenger RNA of Adelges cooleyi (spruce gall adelgid), 2383 nucleotides long. RefSeq names its product lethal(2)neighbour of Tid protein (gene Alg3). Gene Ontology annotation, cellular component: endoplasmic reticulum. The transcript has a single exon. Gene Ontology annotation, molecular function: dol-P-Man:Man(5)GlcNAc(2)-PP-Dol alpha-1,3-mannosyltransferase activity. Lineage: Eukaryota; Metazoa; Arthropoda; Insecta; Hemiptera; Adelgidae. The coding region runs from base 289 to 1554 and encodes 421 amino acids. The record is from RefSeq and is a predicted model, not a curated record.